GGAUGCCUCUCUGGGCACCUCGUUCCCGAGCAGCGCGGGCUCCCCGGCUGCGAAGGACAAGCCUGCCGCCCCAGGCGCGGACGAGGGAGGCGCGCCGUCAUCCGCCGCGUCGCCGAGCGGGGAGUCUCCCGCGCAGGAGGCCGAGAACGCCGUCUUGGACAUGCUGCGCUGGUGCCUGGCGAACGGGGGGGAGUCUACCCGGAAGACCUUCCUGGACGAGAGGGGGUUGACAAUCAUGCUCAACCUGCUGUUCCGGAAGGGACAGGACCGCAGAGCAGGGCAGCAGGAGUCUGGGGCCGCUCCCGACCAGAGAGUACGGAACGUGAUGAACGCGUUGGUUAAGGC
Molecule: messenger RNA, 345 nt
Organism: Prorocentrum cordatum
Lineage: Eukaryota; Dinophyceae; Prorocentrales; Prorocentraceae
Source: the annotation of a GenBank genome assembly